Molecule: messenger RNA, 2189 nt
Organism: Catharus ustulatus (Swainson's thrush)
Lineage: Eukaryota; Metazoa; Chordata; Aves; Passeriformes; Turdidae
Product: alcohol dehydrogenase 1-like
Exons: 9
Coding region: 361-1485 (374 amino acids)
Biological process (GO): retinoic acid metabolic process; retinol metabolic process
Cellular component (GO): cytosol
Molecular function (GO): zinc ion binding; all-trans-retinol dehydrogenase (NAD+) activity
Source: RefSeq, a predicted model, not a curated record
CAAAAAAUCUCCUUCCUCUACACUUGCCGGAAGUAAUUGGAGGGGAAAAAAAACAACUCUGUCCUCUCUGAGCCUUCAAGGUGGGGAGAGCAAGGAAUAGCCCAAGGGCAGAGUAACUGAUAAAAGCCUCCCUGGAGGACUUCUGUCCCCAUCCCUCUCCCUGUCGCUAUCCAGCUCCUCCCCUCAGCACUCCCCGAGCUCCUCAGCAGCCGGCACCCGACACAGAUUAACCAGAGCUCUCCAGCGACGGUGCCGCACCGGGACUGCUCCCGCUCCUCGCCUCGGGGAUUCUGCAACGCGCGGGGACAGCAGAUUCCCUCCAGCCUGCGGCAGCGACAGACACAGCUCUGCCAACACCACAUGGCCACUGCGGGAAAAGUUAUCCGGUGCAGGGCUGCUGUUGCCUGGGCCCCAGGCAAGCCACUCUCUGUUGAGGAGGUGGAAGUUGCACCUCCAAAGGCAGGGGAAGUCCGAAUCAAGAUGGUGGCCACAGGCAUCUGUCACUCAGAUGAUCACGUUUUGAAAGGUGCCCUGCCUAACAUAGAAUUCCCAGUUAUACCAGGCCACGAAGGAGCUGGGAUUGUGGAAAGCAUUGGAGAAGGAGUGACCUCUGUGAAACCAGGAGACAAAGUCAUCCCCCUUGCCCUCCCACAGUGUGGCGAAUGCAGCUUCUGCAGGAAUCCUGAAUCCAACUACUGCCAGAAGUUCCAUUUCUCUGGACCUCAAAACCUGCUGCCAGACAAGACCAGCAGAUUCACUUGCAAAGGGAAACAGAUCAACCACUUCCUGUGGGUCAGCACCUUUGCAGAAUACUCUGUGGUCCCAGAGUAUGCCGUUGCCAAGAUAGAUGCUGCGGCACCUCUGGACAAAGUCUGCUUGUUUGGCUGUGGGUUUUCCACAGGCUAUGGGGCUGCCAUCAACACAGCCAAGGUGAAAGCAGGCUCCACCUGUGCCGUCUUCGGCCUCGGAGGAGUUGGCCUCUCUGUUGUCAUGGGCUGCAAGGCAGCUGGAGCUGCCCGCAUCAUUGCCGUGGACAUCAACAAGGACAAGUUUGCCAAGGCCAGGGAGCUGGGAGCCACUGACUGCAUCAACCCUCGAGACUUCAAGAAGCCCAUCCAGGAGGUGAUCACUGAGAUGACUGGGCAGGGCGUGGACUACUCCUUUGAGGCCAUCGGGCAUGUGGACACCAUGAUUGCUGCCUUGGCUUCCUGCAAUAUGAACACUGGCGUCUGUGUCAUGAUUGGGGUAACGGAUUCAGAGAUUUCCAUCAAUCCCACGCUUCUGCUGACUGGCCGCACCUGGAAGGGGACAAUGUUUGGAGGCUGGAAGCCAAGAGACUCCAUCCCCAAAUUAAUUUCCAGCUAUUUGGAGAAGAAAUUCAAUUCAGACUUGCUGAUCACACACACGCUGCCAUUCGCUAAAGUGAACGAGGGAUUUGAAUUGUUACGUGCAGGAAAAAGUAUCCGCAGUAUCCUGCUCUUCUGAAGGACUCAACCAGGGAAGCUGAGCAGAGGGACCUGCACACAGAUACUCCUGGGCUUUCCUGCACUUUCCUGCACUUUUCUCAAGCAGCACCUCACCUUUGGGGCACAAGGAGAGGACAAUGAGGAUCUCACCUGUGCUGCUGUCACUGCUGUCCUGUGCUGAACAAGAUCCAGAAGGAUGUCUCUCCAAAGGAAUUGCUUUUACUAAUAAAGGUUUUUAAACAAACUUGUCCAACACAGUGCACUCAAUCAACAGAGAGUCCAGGGCUCUGGGACAAUUGGUUGAUGGAUCAGAAACACAGCUCAUGAUUUCCUUGACCUAUCUGUAACAACGAAUUAUACUGUUUGUAAUAGGCAGAUCCAUCAAGUCAAUGCAUGGCUCUGAGGCUUGUGUACGCAAAAAAAUAUUGGGUUUUUUUGACUCCGGGGUGAUCUAUUCAACACCUGGUCUACUGACCUCAGACAGGAUGAGCCUUUCUCAGAGGGGAAAAAGAGUUCUAGCUCAGGAGUUAGCAGGGCUCUUUGACAGAGCUUUAAACUAGUGUGGGAAGGGGAAUGGGAAAAUACCCGGCUGGCCAGUGAUGAACAGUGGGAAUGUGUCCCAAAACAGGAGGACAGAAGCACUACUGGGAUACCUCAAUCUGCUUCACAAGUGUUGGCUACAAAGUACCACAUGUGGAAAUAUUUCUAUACUAAUAAAUGAAG